GUCAUGUCGAGGAAGUGCUCGGUUAGUGUACAGAUGACAGGUAAGGAGACGGUUCAACCGGUUAGUUAUCUGUCCGCCGUGACACCGACAGCUAUGGACGUAUUGAUAGCGUGUGUUUACAGUCAGCGGUGAUAGCGCCUGCUUUUAAUAGCGAUAAAGAGAAACAACCAAACUGCCGAACGGAUCAGUGACGCUUUUGUGUGAGAUGGAUGAUUUCAAAGGUUCUGACUGGACACUUAAUUCAGAUCUGAGCACAGAAUCGCUUUCAUCAUACUGUUGUUCAGCCUGUGAUGGGAGUGAGAAAGUGUUGAAGAGCCGAACUAAAGCCAGGAGUCUGUCUUCACCAAUGGCCCACAGCUCUGCUAAGUUCAGGAGGACACAAUCUCUUCAUGGACCCAGUCCGGUUACCACAUUUGGGCCCAAAGCUUGCAUGCUGAAUAACCCUAAAGCUGUCAUGCAUAUUCAAGAUCCAGCCAGUCAGAGGUUGACAUGGCAAAAGCCCCCCGAAAGUGUCCUUGUUAUAAAGAAAGUCAGGGAUCCCAGUCUGCUACAGCCUUUUAAAGAGCUCUGCAUAUUCCUGACACAGCAAAAAAAAAUGGUUGUUUACGUGGAGAGGAAAGUCCUGGAGGAUCCAGCCGUUGCCAAUGAUGAGAGCUUCAUCCCUAUCAAGAAGAACUUUUGCACCUUUACAGAAGAUUACGAUGACAUUUCCAAUUGUGUAGACUUUAUCAUUUGUUUGGGAGGAGAUGGCACACUGCUGUAUGCUUCCUCUCUCUUCCAGGAGAGUGUUCCUCCUGUCAUGGCCUUUCAUUUGGGUUCUCUGGGUUUUCUCACUCCUUUUGACUUCAGUACAUAUCAAUCUCAGGUCACACAGGUUAUUGAAGGAAAUGCUGCGAUUAUACUGCGCACUCGUCUGAAGGUUAAGGUGGUUAAAGAGUGCAGAGAGAAGAAUGGAGUAGCUGAUGAGAAAAGUUUAAUCAUCACUACAGGAGACACCGAGUCGAAUCACAAAACUAUGCAAUAUCAAGUGCUGAAUGAAGUUGUCGUGGACAGGGGUCCAUCUUCUUACCUCUCUAAUGUUGACCUGUUUCUGGAUGGUCAUCUGAUCACCACUGUUCAAGGAGAUGGUGUGAUCGUGUCCACUCCCACAGGAAGUACAGCAUAUGCCGUAGCAGCAGGUGCGUCUAUGAUCCAUCCUAAUGUUCCAGCGACUAUGAUCACACCCAUCUGCCCACACUCACUGUCCUUCAGACCCAUCAUAGUACCUGCUGGUGUUGAGCUGAAGAUCAUGCUUUCCCAAGAGGCCAGAAAUACAGCCUGGGUGUCUUUCGAUGGUAGAAGACACCAAGAAAUUGCACAUGGUGACAGUAUCACCAUCACUACAUCCUGUUUCCCUGUUCCCUCCAUCUGUUUCCGGGAUCCGAUGAAUGACUGGUUUGAGAGUUUAGCUCAAUGUUUGCACUGGAACGUUCGCAAGAAACAAAGUCAUCUGAUCUGUGAAGAGGAAGACUUCUGACAACACUCAUCUCUACUAAUAUCUCCUAAACGCACUCAGAUGUCAAACUCUGUCAUUGUGUACUUUACAUAAAAACAUGGCAAAAGCUCCAGGUUAUGAUUUACAUUUAUAUUACCUAACAGUUAUGGUACGUUUCAGACAAACUCCCAUUACUAAUCUGAGAUUACUAAGUAAAUAUGAUUGAACUGUUUCUAUACAAUUAUUACUGCAUGUGAGCGUCUGUCUGUGUGCGUGCGUGUGCGUGCGUGUGUGUGUUAUCUAAGCCAUGAUGGAUCAAGAAUAAAUCAUUGAGGUUACACUGUAUAUCAUCCCACUGUUCAAACAUUCAGAAUCAGGUAUCAGACCUAACCGUUGUGUGUGUGUGCAUUGUGACAUUUUCUGACUACUGACUACAGAUUUCCCUUACAAAUUUCCAUUACAGAACACACACACACACUUUCUCAAGGGCUAUUGUCACUAAAUGUUUAUAUACAGUAAUUUAUGCUGCAAUAUUUACUUUAAUAUAAUAUUGUAUUACUUUAUGUCUACAUAGUGACAAUACAACAAAACUAUAUAUGAUACAGUUUUAUUCAUUGUAGGCUAGUAAUGGUUCUGUAUAGUAAUCUAUGUUGGAUUGGGAGGUUUUGCAGUAUGAUAAUUCCCUGAUGUGUAAUGAGUUUAUCAUAAUGAGCAUAUACAGAUUGCAUAAUUUUUGUGCAAUUUUAAUAAUUGCAUAAUUCAAUAUUUGUAUCUUUUGUAUUUUAUUUUAUUUUAUGUUAGUAUGAUCUGGAUGUGUUCUUCAUAGAUUUUGUUAUAUUCACCCUAUAACAGAUAUCACUUAUUUCCAUUAAGAUUUUAUGUGGACAGUGUAUUGUCAGGUUUCGGGCGGUGAGGUUUCAUUGUAAAGAUUCUAGCAAUAAGUGAAUUUUGUGCCUUACUUAAUGAGGAGCGUCGAAUCAACAUCUGGGGCCUAAUUUAUAAAAUGCUGCUGUGUAGAAACCGCCCUAAACUUGAUCUUAUAAUCAUUUCUCAAAAGCGCAUAGGUGUGAUUCCUAGAACAUUCAGUAUGUACAGGAAACACACAUAUGCCUCACUUUCAGAUGUGAAAUCUAUAAAUCACAAAUGAUCUUGAAAAGAGCUGCCUAAUUAAUGUCAUUGACACAUAAAAGAGCGCCGGCCAUUGUUUAAAUCCUUUUAUUUCCAAAAACCUGCAGCUGUCUGCUCAUACCCUGACGUGGCGCUAAGCACUUUUCCACGUCAAAGACCAUUUUCGUGUGAACAUUGCCGUGGUUGUUUGCUUGCACACACUCAUAUCUGUGUGUUUGCACGCUUUAUAAAUGAGGCCCCUAAUCAUUCAGGGAAAAGAUUUUCUUAAGCUGUCAAACUCAAAUGUAUUAGAGUUGUACAUCUUAGUAAUAGUUAAUGUAGCUUAACUUGAAUAUUCAUAAAAAUGUUUUGGACUUCAGUGUUUAAAACUGUAUUGUUUGCAUUGGUGUCUUACAAGCAACCUGUUUUUACAGUGAUUUCCUAUACAGUUUUUCCAUUCCAUGUUUUUUUUAAUUUUGUAUACAAAUGUCAAUAAGGUUUCAAUGUAUUUUUGUUGAAUUAUGCUUUGUUAUUAUCAAUAAUAAUUACAGCCAGAUUUUCAAAA
Messenger RNA from Misgurnus anguillicaudatus (oriental weatherfish), 3146 nucleotides. Its product is annotated as NAD kinase. Gene Ontology annotation, biological process: NADP+ biosynthetic process; NAD+ metabolic process. Gene Ontology annotation, molecular function: NAD+ kinase activity. Lineage: Eukaryota; Metazoa; Chordata; Actinopteri; Cypriniformes; Cobitidae. The record is from RefSeq and is a predicted model, not a curated record.